Umbelopsis ramanniana AG is the source of this 1537-nucleotide messenger RNA. RefSeq lists its product as uncharacterized. The transcript is spliced from 5 exons. NCBI's taxonomy places the organism in Eukaryota, Fungi, Mucoromycota, Umbelopsidomycetes, Umbelopsidales, Umbelopsidaceae. Gene Ontology annotation, molecular function: pyridoxal phosphate binding. Bases 220 to 1461 code for a protein of 413 amino acids. Gene Ontology annotation, biological process: biosynthetic process. The record is from RefSeq and is a predicted model, not a curated record.
UGUCGAAUUCUGACAUGAAAGAACGUUUCGAUCUAUGUAUGGCUUGAUUUUUUUUUUUUUUGCGAUUGAAUUUGACAGCAGCUUCUCUCAGUCAACGAGCGGACUGUUUCUUGCUCCAGCAUUAGUCGGACUGCCACAAACUUUCGGCCACUUCAGAAAUUUUGUCGUGCCUGGUUGCAACUGAGUUUGCCACCCUUCUCCUUUCCCCAAAAGUUGACCAUGUCGCUCACCAAGCAAUUACAAACUGUUCUAGACAAGAGGAGGGACAUACUGAAGUUAAGAAGGCUCGUUGUCAACCCUCCUGAUUCAAUCGACUUCUCUUCCAACGACUUUCUGGGACUUGCCCGGUCAAAGGACUUUCGAGACCGAUUCAUGACAGAAUUGCAAACCUUUGAACAUCCGCCUUUGGGAUCCACCGGAUCGCGAUGCUUGGAUGGCAACUCUCAGUAUGCCUUGGACUUGGAAGCACGUAUCGCAAAGUUCCAUCAUGCUGAAGCUGCUCUUUUGUUCAAUUCUGGAUUUGAUGCAAACUCAGGUGUCUUCAGCACUAUUCCUCAACCUGGCGACAUCAUUCUUUAUGACGAGCUAAUUCACGCUAGUGUGCAUGAAGGAAUGAAGCUCUCCCGCGCAGGAUCAAAGAUACCCUUCAAACACAACAGUGUGACUGAUCUUGAGUCAAAGAUUAUCGACAUCUGCUCUCAGGGUCAAACCAAACAGAAACGCCGAAACGUUUUUGUAGCGGUGGAAACGGUGUACUCCAUGGACGGCGACAUUCCUCCCCUAAAGGAAAUAAUCGCCAUGCUUCGAAAAUAUUGGAGGAAGGAUGAGAAUGGCUGGGUCAUUGUGGACGAGGCUCACGCGACGGGUGUUUUCGGAGAAAAUGGUCGUGGGGUAGUCUGCCAGGAAGGCCUGGAAGAUGAGAUCUUUGCCCGGGUACAUACCUUUGGAAAAGCCAUGGCUAGUAAUGGUGCUGCUGUGUUGGGCACCGAGACGCUCAAAAAUUAUUUGAUCAACUACGCGAGAUCCUUCAUCUAUACUACCUUCAUGGGUUUUAGCAGUCUUGCCAGUAUAAGUUGCGCAUACCAGAUGUUGGAACAAGGCGUAACCAGAGAGGCACAGCACCACGUUAUGGCUCUAGUUAGCCAUUUUAAAAACACUAUUCAUUUACCGCAUGGCCAUCUACUUCCAUCCACCAGCCCCAUACAAGGAAUCGUACUUGAUGGUAAUGAUAAAGUUCGAGCACUAGCUGAAUAUCUCAAAGCUCGGAAAUUCAACGUUAAACCCAUACUCUCGCCAACUGUACCAAAGGGAACUGAGCGCGUGCGAAUCUGCCUACACGGCGAUAAUACCAUAGACCAAAUCGAUGCUCUGGUGAAUGCCACCCAUCAAUACUUCCGCAACCCUACAAAGUCUACUACACACUUCUCUAGUUCUACGCCUAUCAUUGCCAGCAAACUGUAAUAUUACCGAAUCGUUUUGUAAAAUAUAGAUCUAUCAUCGAAUAAAAGUUACCAUGCCAAUUGUGAUAUGGACAGCA